GUCCUCAUCAUGUACCCGACCACACUGGCCGUCAUCGCGCUCACCUUCUCCAGCUACGUCCUGCAGCCCGUCUUCCCAAACUGUGUUCCCCCGUACAUGGCGACACGGAUGCUGUCUGCCACCUGUCUCUUGCUGCUGACCUGGGUGAACUGCUCCAGCGUCCGUAUGGCCACCAGGAUCCAGGACGUCUUCACGGUGGGGAAGCUGAUGGCGUUGGGCCUCAUCAUUGUAGUCGGUUUGGUCCAGAUCUUCAACGGGAACUACGAGGCACUGACUCCUCAGGUGGCCUUUUCUCUGGAGAGGACGCCGUCGGUUGGGCAGAUCGCUCUGGCCUUCCUACAGGCGUCUUUCGCCUUCAGCGGCUGGAACUUCCUUAACUAUGUCACAGAGGAGGUGGUCGAACCCAGACGGAAUCUACCUCGUGCCAUCUACAUCUCUAUUCCAUUGGUGACCUUUGUGUACACGCUCACCAACAUCGCCUACUUCUCCUCCAUGUCGCCCGAGGAGCUGCUGUCAUCCAAUGCUGUGGCUGUAACGUUUGGUGAGAAGCUGCUGGGGAUGUUCUCCGUCGUCAUGCCGAUCUCUGUGGCUCUGUCCACCUUCGGAGGAAUCAACGGCUACCUGUUCACCUCUUCCAGGUUGUGUUUCUCAGGAGCCAGAGAGGGUCACCUGCCCAGCUUGCUGGCCAUGAUCCACUAUAAGAAAUGUACGCCCAUCCCUGCCCUGCUCGUCUGCUGCAGUGCCACCAUCAUCAUACUCUGCAUUGGAGAGACGCACAAUCUAAUCAACUACGUCUCCUUCAUCAACUACCUGUCGUACGGUGUUACCAUCGCAGGUCUGCUGUACUACCGCUGGAAGAAACCCAACCUGUACCGACCCAUCAAGGUGAACCUGCUGGUUCCUGUGUGCUACUUGAUGUUCUGGGCAUUACUGCUGGGAUUCAGUCUUUACUCUGAGCCAGUGGUUUGUGGUGUUGGUCUAGUAAUCAUGCUUACUGGUGUACCUGUCUACUUCCUGGGUGUGCAUUGGAAAGAGAAACCAAAGUGUAUCUAUAACUUCAUUGAGAGGGCGACACACGUGGGCCAGAGGCUGUGUUUUGUGGUCUUUCCACAGCUUGAUCCCAUCGAGCUCGCCAGUCCUUCAGAGUGGACUGACCGCUCAUCAGGCAGGGGAAGCAUGUCUGUCAACUCUUAAAACUCUUAUCUGGACACAUAAACAUCUUUUCUCCUGUUUUUACACCAUCAUUAUGGAAGUCCAGAUGCCCGUUCCUGUUAUGGGAGCUUCCUGUCUGACCUUUGAACCUUCAAGACUCUGAUUUGUUUUUUUUCCUACAGUUGAGUGGAAACACCCACUGUUCUGUGUGGGCUGCUUGCACUUUUUUAUUUUGUUUGUUUAUUUUCAUCUACUUUUCUACUAAGUCUUCAAGUACAACAACCUAAUGCCAACAGUUUCAGGCUGUGAAAGGACUUUUUAUUUUGGACCCAUGUGUUCCUCCUUUGGUAACAUGACAGAACAGUGACUGACAGACUGACAGUGGCUGUUAUUCUUUCUGAAUAUUGCUGGUAUUUUAUUCUGCCUUCAGGUCUUUCCACACCAAGUCCAAAACCAAGUUAUAGUCAGAAAACCAUAGAGAACACAAAACUUGCACACUGUUUGUUAAAGUCACUCAAACCAGCUACUGGAGUAGAAAUGGCCAACCCCCAUCCAUCCAUCCAUCCAUCCAUCCCAGGUCACCACUGCGUCUCAGGGCCCUUUUCAGAUGCACCAAUAAAUGUUACUCUCAAUGAGAGUUUGCUACUGGAACAAUAUCCAGGCUAGAUGUUGUGCCAAGACUUCAGCUUUCAGAAAACUAAGCCAGCAUGCAGGAGCGGGCCUGAGUCCAGCUCGAUCCAGCAGCUGUAGAACCUCCAUCAGCAGCAAUAAGCUGCAGUGAUGUUUCCUGUGUGGCUUCAUCAGUCUGUCUCAUCACUGUGGAGGAGUUUGGUCCACUCUCCUUCACAGCGUAGCUUCAGCUCAGUGAGGUUUGCAGCAUUCAUUCCUGCUCAGCUCUCUGAAGCCCCCCCCCACAGCAUUCAGCAGGCUGAGGUCUGGACUCUGACUGGGCCGUUGCAGCACCUUCAUUCUUGGAUCAUCG
Archocentrus centrarchus (flier cichlid) is the source of this 2134-nucleotide messenger RNA. RefSeq names its product asc-type amino acid transporter 1. Gene Ontology annotation, cellular component: membrane. The transcript is spliced from 10 exons. Gene Ontology annotation, biological process: D-serine transmembrane transport; D-alanine transmembrane transport. The coding region runs from base 10 to 1194 and encodes 394 amino acids. NCBI's taxonomy places the organism in Eukaryota, Metazoa, Chordata, Actinopteri, Cichliformes, Cichlidae. The record is from RefSeq and is a predicted model, not a curated record. Gene Ontology annotation, molecular function: neutral L-amino acid transmembrane transporter activity; L-amino acid transmembrane transporter activity.